AUGAAUACUAUAUUUUUAAUACCAAUAAAAAAAUAUUUUUAUUUUUAUUUAAAGUCAAUUCAACAAUCAUAUUUAAUUCACUUAAGUAAUAAUGAAAAUAGAAAUAGUAAUUUUGAAUUCAAUAUUAUGGAAAUUGGUACUAAUGAUUGUAAAAAUUCUAUUAUUGUUAUAAAUAAAUUAAUGAAAUAUUUAAAAAUUAAAAGUAAUAAUAAAAUAAUUAAUAGUCUAAGGGGUAAUAAUAAAAUCAAAAUAUUAUUUAAUAAUGAAAACUAUAUAUCAAUUUUAAAUGAAAUCAACCAAUUUACAAAUGAAAUGGAUGAAAAUAAUUAUAUUAGAAUUUCAAAUAACAUUGAUUAUAGUUUACUAAACAAAUCUCAUUUCAAGCAAAUAACUAGUAAUGAAUCAGUAGAUUUUAUAAUUUCAACAUUUUUAUUUCAAAAUAGUAUUUAUGAUGAAAGAUAUUAUAAAAAUGAAGAUUCCAUCAUCAUGGGGCAAAAAACAAGAGAAUACUCUACCUAUUGCAUAAAUCAACUAUCCGGUUUACUGAGCUUACGUGAAAAGGAAUUAAAAAAAAACGGAACAAUGAUUAUUACAAUUAUUGGUGAAUAUAAUAUUUUAUUUCAUAAAAUUUUCAAUAUUAUAAAAUUAAUAUUAAAAAACCAAUUAAUAAUAAAUAACAAUAACAAUAACAACAAUAAUCAAAAUAAUUUAAUUGAUGAAAAUAAUUUAAAUAAUAUAUUAAAUAAAAUAGUUUUACCAAUUAAUUUUUAUACCAAGUAUGAAAUAAAUGAAGUUAUUAAACAAUUAGAACUCAAAAAAUCAAAUUUAUCAUUAGUAGAAUGCAUUGGUGACCAUUUAGUCUCCCCAAAUCAAGACUUUAAUCAAUUUUUUAUAUUUUUAAAUAAUUUUAUAGAACUCAAUUUUAAAAAGCUAUUAUUUAAAUAUUGCUUUUCAAAUAAUGAAUUCAUAGAUAGGUUUUAUAGUUUAUUUUUUACAAGUCUAAAAGAACAUUUAACAACCAAAGAUACAUGUAAACAAAUAAUAAAAGAUUUCAGAUUAAAUUAUUAUAUUUUAUCAUUUUCAAAAAAAUAA
Molecule: messenger RNA, 1092 nt
Organism: Dictyostelium purpureum
Lineage: Eukaryota; Evosea; Eumycetozoa; Dictyosteliales; Dictyosteliaceae
Exons: 2
Coding region: 1-1092 (363 amino acids)
Source: RefSeq, a predicted model, not a curated record